GCUCUCUCUGCCGGGACUCGCCGAGCCUGUUUCAGGCGCCCUUGCGCGGAGGCUCGCCGCCCGGGGAGGGAGAGGGGAGGCUGCUGCACCUUUAAGAGAAGGGAGGACCCCUUUGCCCUUAGAGAAACCAGGAAGGGAGUUCAGCAUCAUACGGGGCUUUGCAUAUACAGUUACAGUAGGGGCAGUAACACCAGAGAGAGAGGGAGAGCUGGCCGGGAACUGACUCCAAACUCCAGGCAGACCCCCCCCACCCCCAGCCCCGCCACCCCCAGGACCAGCAAGCCCUUGGUGUUCAAAAUGGCUGGUGGUGUGGACGGCCCCAUCGGGAUCCCGUUCCCCGAUCACAGCAGCGACAUCCUGAGCAGCCUGAACGAGCAGAGGAACAACGGGCUGCUGUGUGACGUGGUCAUCUUGGUGGACGGUCAGGAGUUCCCCACCCACCGCUCUGUCCUGGCGGCAUGUAGCCAAUACUUCAAGAAGCUCUUCACCUCAGGGUUAGUGGUGGACCAGCAAAACGUAUACGAGAUAGACUUUGUGAGUGUGGACGCCCUGUCGGCGCUGCUCGAUUUCGCUUACACCGCGACCCUGACCGUCAGCACUUCGAACGUCAACGAGAUCCUCAACGCCGCCAAACUGCUGGAGAUCCCGGCGGUAACAGAGGUUUGCACGGAUCUCCUAGACAGGAAGAUUCUGGCCAAAAAUGACCAGAUGGAUUUAGUAGAUCAAAUUGAUCAAAGGAACCAUCUCAGAGCAAAAGAGUACCUGGAGUUCUUCCAGAGCAACCCCAUCAACGGCCACCAAGGCAACUUUCCAUGGACCAACCAAGACUUGAGAGACCUUCAGAGACUGAACUUCCAAGGGCAAGAGGAUGAGGAGGAGCCGGAUUGUAACGGCAUGGACUUCUACUCACAAGCCCCCCCAAACGAAAGACCAAAGGUGAACGACGGUGACCCUGACAGCAACCAUGCCAUGUGGCUGGAAAGAGAAGAAGAGGAGGCCUCGGGAGCCUUAUUCCCAUCUUCCCAGAAUGGACAUUACAGUGGACACAGCCUGACGGCACAAGGAGAAGAGGAGGCAGCUCCAGGAGGUCACCUGGACCAGCAGGAAGCCAGCAACUCUCCCAGCUUUGUUGCUGGGGGAGCGGAGGCUGAGGAGGCUGAGGCUAGAGAGGUGGACGGUCUGGCUGCCAGUGCCCUGCUGCAGCAGAUGAUCAGUUCCGUGGGAAGGCAGCAGCUGGGUGAGGACGACCAGAAGGACGACGACGGGGUGAUGGAUUAUUACUUGAAAUACUUCAGCAGCUCUCACGAGAGCGACGUGUAUCCGUCCUGGUCCCAGAAGGUGGAGAAGAAGAUCAGGGCGAAAGCAUUCCAGAAGUGCCCCAUCUGUGACAAGGUGAUCCAAGGGGCUGGCAAGCUGCCCCGCCACAUCCGCACCCACACGGGCGAGAAACCCUAUGAAUGCAACAUCUGCAAAGUCCGAUUCACCAGGCAGGACAAGCUGAAAGUUCACAUGAGGAAGCACACAGGUGAAAAGCCUUACCUGUGCCAGCAAUGCGGGGCUGCUUUUGCUCACAACUACGACUUGAAGAACCACAUGCGUGUGCACACUGGCUUGCGGCCUUACCAGUGCGACAGCUGCUUCAAGACUUUCGUCCGAUCCGACCACUUGCACAGGCACCUUAAAAAAGAUGGGUGCAACGGCAUCCCAUCCAGAAGGGGGCGCAAGCCCCGGGUCAGAGAUGUGAGCGGCCUGCCCGCCCCCGCAGGGAACCCCGAAGAUGGAAGCUUCGAAGCUGGUGGCGAGAGACAAGAAUCACAGGAGGACACCGUGCAGAAAAAUGGCCAGGAGGAGCACUUUGAAGAUAGUUCUAACAAUGAAGCAUCAGGAAGAUUGAAUGUAGCGGAGGGGUCGUCAGAGGGUAACACACAAGGACUCUCCUAAACCAAAAAAAAAAAAAAAAAGUGUCACAAAAUCUAGUUAGUACUUUCCUCCGAUUUCUCCUUAAAAUAUUUCUCUCCCUUUUUAAAAGAUUAUAUAUAUAUAUAUAUGUUUCCAAUCUUCCCACCAUAACCAGUCCCGUGGGGACACCUCUAAUAGCUAAGGACCUUUCGUUGGAAGGCAGAUGCUUAGGAAGUGUGAGAUCUGGAGGGUUGAAAGGUUGGUCCAUAACAUGGAAAGAAGCUUCCAUGCAAAUCCAAAGCUUUUAUUUUGUGUCCAGACACACUUUAAAAAAUGGCAGAGAUGCAUCUAUUUAAAAAAAAAACCAGAAAAAUUCCAAGAGGUGAAUAGGUUCUUCCUGGACAGUCACUACAUUUUGUGCCUCCGUCUGACUGGAUGGGAAAGAAUUGAGUGCAGCUUUCUCUCCACUGGAAAGUGAAAGCUCCUGAUGCCUGAGAUGGUCUUGUGGUGAUCGGGGAUUUGAUUCUGCCAUAGGGAGUUCAGAUCCUUUCUGGCCUGAUGCUGAGCGAAGCUGGCUGAAAUCACCUGGUGCACAAUUUUUAUAAUGAUAAUUGGGUGGGGGGGGGGAGAAACGGAUGAUAUUUUACAUAUUCAUUUUUUAAGAACGAUUGCUCCUGCCAUGUGGGUGGGCGAACAGAAUUUUGCAAGGCUGCUCCGAGCCUCGGGUUUGAAAUGCCUAGAUGCCAGGUGAAACUGCGACUCUCCCCAGGAGGUUUAGAUUGGUGCCUCGUUCCCGAUUGGGAGGCAGGGCUCCCGUGUUCAGUCCUGGCUCUGCCACAGAAUUGCUGGGUCAAGUCAUUUUCCCUCUCCGGGGCACAGCUUCCUCAGCUGUAAAAUGAGGCGACUGCUGUUUUGUGUGAGGUUUGGGAAGUGCUUUGAGGUCCAGGGCGUGCGCGUUGCGAUGAAGGGGCGAACUCCUUCCUUGGCAGAUAAACUGGUCCGUUCAGGGGUUACUACGUGAGGGUCUCUUGGACAAAAAUGGCAGCCCUCUCUGCUCUGUGCAAAGAUCUUUGGGGCACUUUUCCUGAGGAUGUUUGCAGAGCCCUCACCCACCCAUUGGGCAGCACAUGUUUAUGCCUCACUCUUGUCCUCCACCCCAGAGGUGGCUGCAUUUCCAUGAGUGCUGCGUGUAUAUAGUCUGUAAUGUGUUGUAGCAUUAAAGGCCCUGUUUUAGUAAGGUAGCCUCGUGGCUACCAAACCUCUCUCUCCCUAGCCCACUGAAAACCCUGAAUCGGGCAGGAACCUGAGCAAUCUAAUCAAAUUCCAGGCAACCUCUGACGGAAUGGGCUAGUUCUGUACUUUGAUGACUUAUUGCCUGGUCCUGUGCUGGGCAAAUUGUGCCCCAAUAGGAGAGGAGCACAGGGUACAUUUUUGCUAGAUCAGAUUGUUGCCUCCUGAAUCCGAACCUUGCCUUUCAAGAUGCAGCGAUUAGUCAGUCCUCCCUGUUGAGUCAGACUCUCUGAUACUCCCCUCCCCCAGAGCUGAAGCUCGAGCCCCCUCUGGGAUGUAGCAGGAUUUUUCUGUAUCUUUGGGCCUGCCGGGAGUUAAAGAUCAGUAACUGACAAGAGGGGGUGUUUAGUCUUUUGCCACCCUGACAUGGAAUGGACAGCGCCCGUGUGAUCGCGCUUUUAGCACUUGUUAACAGCAGCUUUCACCCCAGGAUCUCAAAGCACUUCAUUAGAUGGUUCUAUUAAGUAAAAGAAUCUCUCGGAGCAGGGUAACCCCCAAGAUUUUAAGAAUCAAACGAGAGCACCCUAAAAGCAGUUAAAACUGAGUUUUUGGGGUUGCUUUUUUUUUUUUAAAGGGUUAUUUAAGGUCUCCCUGAAAGGUGCGCGGAGUCUUUCUGGAGAUUGAAGCUGUUGGGAUGGGGAAAAAAAGCACUCUGGGGCUGCUACUCCUUUAAGGCUUUGGAGUUGGAGUUUGGAAUUUAUCUCCUCUGGGAACCUCAGGCUGGGCCAUUUAAAUGCACAGGCGUCUGGGAUGGGUAGUUCUCCAUCAGACUGGCACCAAUGUAUUUACUGUCCUGCAGAGGCAAAGCUGAAUUUAUUUAUUUGAGUAGCGGGCACUGAUAGACUGGCCCGGGGGAUGUGCACAGAGCUAACGUGGUGGGGUGGAGGAGACGGGCACCGGAGCUGACCGCACCUCAAGGCCCGGCGUCCUCUCCUUGCUGCGGUUGCUAGGAGAGCGCCCGAAGCUUCACCCGGUGCCCGGUUUCAGUCCCCAAAAGAUGCGGGCGUGACCUGUGUGUGAGAUGAUCAGAAUCGCAGGCUAAGCUGGUUCAAAACAGGCCACUGACUCCUUGACACGAAGGGGUUCAGGGCCUAAUGGUUACACCAAGGCCUCUACAACCCUCUGCUAGACCUUGAAAGUGGCUUGUAAAUUACUCC
Molecule: messenger RNA, 4346 nt
Organism: Mauremys reevesii (Reeves's turtle)
Lineage: Eukaryota; Metazoa; Chordata; Testudines; Geoemydidae
Gene: ZBTB7A
Product: zinc finger and BTB domain containing 7A
Exons: 3
Coding region: 298-1941 (547 amino acids)
Biological process (GO): regulation of transcription by RNA polymerase II
Molecular function (GO): protein binding; DNA-binding transcription factor activity, RNA polymerase II-specific; RNA polymerase II cis-regulatory region sequence-specific DNA binding
Source: RefSeq, a predicted model, not a curated record